GAUGAAGGACCCAGAAGCUGUUGGCGAACCGCGUUUAAACUGAAAGGACGAAGAAAAAAGUAGUUACGAAAGCUUUCCAAACAAAAUGUAUUACGUAAAAAGCUAUUCAUUCUGGGAACGUUGACAUUUAAACCUAUCGAAAAUACACAGAAAUUACCAGAAUUGACCCCAAUUGAGUCACUUCACUUUAAGUCUGAACUUGUAGAAGAGAUGUCCUCUCAGGUCGGACUGAGGCUGCUGCCGAAUUCCCGGUGUUUGUUUGAUGACCCCAUUCAGUUGAAGGUGGCCGGCCUCAGAUCAAGACAGGUGGUCACCUUGAGAGCCAGAUCCACUGACGAGAAGGGAGUGGUCUUCAGCUCUGCAGCCACCUACAGAGCUGACGGAGACGGGGAGAUUGACCUGGAUAGAGACCACUCACUCAGCGGGAGCUACACUGGGGUUGAACCCAUGGGUUUGCUGUGGUCCAUGAAAGCAGACACGUUGCACAAAAGAUUUCAAAAAACAAAAUCAAUGAACCCGCAUGUGGUUAAGUUUUCUGUGCAUGAGGAGACGGGCAGGAUGCUAGCAGAGGAGACUAAUGAGAGACUUCUGAUUGGAGAUGGGGUCAGCAGGAUCCCUGUUAAAGAGGGGAAUAUUCGGGGAGUCCUGUUUACUCCCCCAGGACCAGGCCCUUUCCCUGCUGUGUUGGAUCUGUACACUUUUGGUGGAGGUUUGUCCGAGAAGAGAUCCUCUCUGCUGGCCAACCGAGGAUUUGUUGCUCUGACUGUAGCGCUGUACGGCCAUGACGACAUGCCGAGGCAAAUCGAAGAGGUCCAUCUGGAUUAUUUUGAAGAAGCAGUCGAGUUUUUAAGGAAACAUGAUAAGGUGGGCGGUAAAGGAGUUGGUGUGAUAUCCCUUUCAAAGAGUGGAGACCUUGCCCUUUCAGUAGCUUCUUACCUGUCUGGUGUUGCAGCCACAGUGUGGAUCAAUGGCUGCUCUGCCAAUACAAUUUUUCCUAUCUACUAUAAGAAGAGCCAACUCCUCCCUCCGCUGCUAUUUGACAUGAGCAAGCUAGUUGUCCACGAGUCAGGAGCCAGCAUUAUCAAGUAUGGAGUUCAUGAUCCCCAGGCAGAGGAGAACAAGGCCACCCAGGUCCCCAUCGAAAAAGCAAAGGGACGUUUUCUCUUUGUGGCUUCAGAGGACGACUUGAACUGGGACAGUAAGACUUACAUGGACAUGAUGGCGAAGAGACUGAAGCAUCAUGGGAAGGACAACUUUGAGUGCGUGAGUUACCCUGGAGCAGGACAUUACCUGGAGCCACCUUAUGGACCUUACUGCCCCUCUGCCUUUCAUGGGGUUGUGGGAAGAGUGGUCCUGUGGGGGGGUGAGCCCAGGCCCCACGCGGCAGCAGAAGUCCACAUGUGGAUGAAGAUCCAGGAGUUCUUCAGAGCUAAUCUGAGCUGUGAUGCUGCACACACUGAAGCCAAGUUAUAGGUGUGGAAAGGUUGAUUGGAAAGCAAUUAUCAAUCUGAGGAGCUGAAAAAUAUUUUUUUCUGUCAAGAUGGGGUGCUGAGUGUACAUUAAUGAGAAAUAAAAUGAACUUUUUUGAUUUUAGCAAAUGGCUGCAAUGAAACAGAGUGAAAAAUGUAAAGGGGUCUGAAUACUUUCCGUACCCACUGUAUGUGUAGAAGAUAUGUAGAAAAAUCUGUACAGCACAAUCAAACAUGUGAAAAGCUUUUUGUUUAGUUUUUUUCAUCUAGUUUUCCACUCAUGACGACUACACAGGAGAUUUUAUUUUAUGUAACUCACCAUUUUACAUAAUUACAUGAUAUAAAGACUUAAAGUUAGGGCUAGUUAGGGGCAAUCGGAUGAGUGACAGCUGGUCAGUCAGGUGUCACUUCAGCUAAUUGAGUCACUGAAUUAGACAUUUCUAUUGUCUUUAUGUGUCUCAUAUCUUAAUUUAACAGAAAUGUUUAAACCAACUUUUUGGGGGAGUCAUUUCUAGUAUCAGUAAGUCAGUUUCAACAUUAAUCAGCAGGUAUUCCUGUAUGAACUGAAUGUAUCUGGCUUGUCCAUUGUUUGACAUUGACUGUUUUUUAUGUCGCUGCGUCUUCAUGGGACUCCAAGAGUGUUGUUGGCUUUUCCCUUAUACAAUACUGCCAGUAAAUUGAAUUAGCCAUGUUCAAUAUAACUCCAAUUAUGUAAUGUCAGCCAACUCCUCUUUCCACAGCUCUAUUUUCAUGUCUGAUUAAAACCAGUUAUAGCGACAAAAACACUACCAUAAUGCUGAACUCAAGACUUAACGAUAGUUUACAAACCAAUGGGUGGCUUCACAUUACCUAGCUCGACUUUUUAUACACUUCAAAGUGCAGUUACAAGAAUCUGAAUGUUGAGUAAGUGGUGAUUUCUGGACAAUCAAAAGUUUUGGGGGAAUGAAAAACCAUGCAAAUAUUAACGGGGAGUAGGGUUUGUGAGAUGGGCUGUAAUAAGAGUAAGGAAUUGUCAUACUGCUCUUAACUGCUCUUUUGUGAUUUGAAAGCAUGAUGUAAAGUGUGAAAAUGGGGAAAUCAAUAAACGGUGG
Messenger RNA from Labrus bergylta (ballan wrasse), 2560 nucleotides. Its product is annotated as acyl-coenzyme A thioesterase 1-like. The record is from RefSeq and is a predicted model, not a curated record. Gene Ontology annotation, molecular function: fatty acyl-CoA hydrolase activity. Gene Ontology annotation, biological process: fatty acid metabolic process; acyl-CoA metabolic process. Lineage: Eukaryota; Metazoa; Chordata; Actinopteri; Labriformes; Labridae.